This is a messenger RNA of Chlorocebus sabaeus (green monkey), 2694 nucleotides long. NCBI's taxonomy places the organism in Eukaryota, Metazoa, Chordata, Mammalia, Primates, Cercopithecidae. The record is from RefSeq and is a predicted model, not a curated record.
GCAUAAAACCACUGGCCACCUGCUGGGCUGCUCCUGCGUGCGCUGCCGUCCCGGAUCCACCGUGCCUCUGCGGCCCGAGUGCCCGGAGUCCCCGCCUGUGUCAUUUCUGUCGCCGUCCCCGUCUCCUGCCAGGCGCGGAGCCCUGCGAGCCGCUGGUGGGCCCCAGGCGCGCAGACAUGGGCGGCCCCGCCAAAGCGCGCUGGGCUGCCGCGGCGCUGGGCGUCGCGGGGCUUCUGUGCGCGGUGCUGGGCGCUGUCAUGAUCGUGAUGGUGCCCUCGCUCAUCAAGCAGCAGGUCCUCAAGAGCGAAUGAAUGAGUGAAUGAAUGAAGCAUACGUCUGCUUAGAUCUGGCUGCCACUUCUUGGGACCCAACUAGCUGGCUUUAAAUAUGGAGCAACAUGUGGCCUCUCUCAAGGUCUCUGGAACGUGCGCAUCGACCCCAGCAGCCUGUCCUUUAACAUGUGGAAGGAGAUCCCAAUCCCCUUCUAUCUCUCCGUCUACUUCUUUGACGUCAUGAACCCCAGUGAGAUCCUGAAGGGCGAGAAGCCGCAGGUGCAGGAGCGCGGGCCCUACGUGUACAGGGAGUUCAGGCACAAGACCAACAUCACCUUCAACAACAAUGACACCGUGUCCUUCCUCGAGUACCGCACCUUCCAGUUCGAGCCCUCCAAGUCCCAAGGCUCGGAGAGUGACUACAUCGUCAUGCCCAACAUCCUGGUCUUGGGUGCGGCAGUGAUGAUGGAGAAUAAGCCCAUGACCCUGAAGCUCAUCAUGACCUUGGCAUUCACCACCCUCGGCGAACGUGCCUUCAUGAACCGCACUGUAGGGGAGAUCAUGUGGGGCUACCAGGACCCCCUUGUGAACCUCAUCAACAAGUACUUUCCAGGCAUGUUCCCCUUCAAGGACAAGUUCGGAUUAUUUGCUGAGCUCAACAACUCCGACUCUGGGCUCUUCACGGUGUUUACGGGGGUCCAGAACAUCAGCAGGAUCCACCUCGUGGACAAGUGGAACGGGCUGAGCAAGGUUGACUUCUGGCAUUCCGAUCAGUGCAACAUGAUCAAUGGAACUUCUGGGCAAAUGUGGCCGCCCUUCAUGACUCCUGAGUCCUCGCUGGAGUUCUACAGCCCUGAGGCCUGCCGGUCCAUGAAGCUAAUGUACAAGGAGCCAGGGGUGUUUGAAGGCAUCCCCACCUAUCGCUUCGUGGCUCCCAAAACCCUGUUUGCCAAUGGGUCCAUCUACCCACCCAACGAAGGCUUCUGCCCGUGCCUGGAGUCUGGAAUUCAGAACGUCAGCACCUGCAGGUUCAGUGCCCCCUUGUUUCUCUCCCAUCCUCACUUCCUCAACGCCGACCCGGUCCUGGCAGAAGCGGUGACUGGCCUGCACCCUAACCAGGAGGCACACUCCUUGUUCCUGGACAUCCACCCGGUCACAGGAAUCCCCAUGAACUGCUCUGUGAAACUGCAGCUGAGCCUCUACAUGAAAUCUAUCGCAGGCAUUGGACAAACUGGGAAGAUUGAGCCGGUGGUCCUGCCGCUGCUUUGGUUUGCAGAGAGCGGGGCCAUGGAGGGGGAGACGCUUCACACAUUCUACACCCAGCUGGUGUUGAUGCCCAAGGUGAUGCACUAUGCCCAGUACGUCCUCCUGGCGCUGGGCUGCGUCCUGCUGCUGGUCCCUGUCGUCUGCCAAAUCCGGAGCAAAGAGAAAUGCUAUUUAUUUUGGAGUAGUAGUAAAAAGGGCUCAAAGGAUAAGGAGGCCAUUCAGGCCUAUUCUGAAUCCCUGAUGACAUCAGCUCCCAAGGGCUCUGUGCUGCAGGAAGCAAAACUGUAGGGUCCUGAGGACACCAUGAGCCAGCCAGGCCUGGCCACUGGGCCUGACCGGCCCCCCAGCCCCUACACCCCACUUCUCCCGGACUCUCCCAGCGGACAGCCCCCCAGCCCCACAGCCUGAACCUCCCAGCUGCCAUGUGCCUGUUGCAUACAUGCAUGCAGGCCUGUGCAGACACUCAGGGACGGAGCUGCUGCUGAAGGGACUUGCAGGGAGAGGCUCGUCGACAAGCACUGUUCUGGAACCUUCUCUCCAUGUGGCCCACAGGCCUGACCACAGGGCUGUGGGUACUGUGUCCCCUUCCUUGGGUGAACCUGGCCUGUCCCAUUCAGCUGUUGGGCCCAGGCUUCCUCCCCUUCAGGGUGAAACACUGCAGUCCCGGCGUAGUGACUCCCCAGGCAGGACUGGCCGGCUGGGAGUGCUGGCUUCCUGUGCCAAAUAGCUGCCAGGCCAGGCAAAGCGCCUUUACACAGGCCUCGGAAAACAACGGGGUGAGCACGAGAUGCCCCGUGCAGCUGCCCAAGGCUCCCCACCCACCCUGGCCGGACCUUGAUCUCCCCAACGUCUUCACAGGCACUGCAUCAGGGUGUCUGCUGCCCGUUUCCUCCAGCCUAAACUGAAAUCAUCCUACGGACUGAGCCAGCCACUCCCUGGCCGAAGUGGCAGCAGGCUGUGCCCCCGAGCUGCGCCCAACCCCUCACAGGGUCCCUCAGAUUUUAGGUGCCCAGGCUGAGGUGAAGAGGCCUUCGGGCCCUGCCUCCCGGGCGCUCCUGGACCCUGGGGCCAGCCUGUGACCCUUUUCUACUGGAAAUGAGUUUUAUCAUCUUUGAAAAAUAAUUCACUAUUGAAGUAAUAAACCUUUAAAAAAAUU